UAAUUAGAGGAGUGGAACUAAAAUGAAAAGUGUUUAUGUGCAGUUACGAGACAAGUCACUGUCGGUACCACCUCGUCUUAAGCUACUUCGCUAUGCCUGGCAGUCGUCACUGGUUUACAUUCCUAACAAACAUCAGGUUCUCAUUGACCUCCUGUUUGGAUUUCUUAUAAACAAGAAAAAGGAGCAGUUAAAUGAGGGCGAUGAGUGUGCAGUGUGGUGCUGUCUUCAUGAGGUGCUCAACACCAGGGCCGUGUCCAAGUCAACAGGCCUGAUUCUGCGCCACUCAGCAGCACAGGUGUUGUUGUCUAGCCUGCAAGCUGUGAGUGAGGGGCCUCCUGAAGAUGAGCUUCUCGAUAAGGAGUCCCCCCUGGUGGGGCCCCUCAUCAGCUGCUGUCUCUGCCUGGCUUCCUCGCCCACCCUCUCAAAUGUCUUCACUGCCAAACCAGAGGAAAUGGUGACCUUGCUGGCCAGCCUCUGUAGACUUGUGAAGGCCGGACACCAUAGUAAACCUCUGUCUUCCCUCCUGGCCACUUGUGUUGACCUCUUUGUUGCCACUUUACAGCCAUACCCACAACAAAACAUGGUGUUGAAGAGAUGCUGUGGGAGUCUGCUCCCAGCUUUCUUAGAUCUGGGGAAAGAUACACCCAGAAUUGAGGUGGACAAGAUGUCACAGGCUGUACUUGCAAUCAUAGACCAUAGGGACCAUAGCCGGAGCUAUGAUGUGUACCUCAGGGCCCAGCAGGGGUCCAGGGAUGGGGCAGAGGCGUCACAUGUUCACAAGAAGGCCCGGCCCAUCGAACAGCUUUAUGAGACAUUUACCACCUUUAUAAAGAAUGAGAGCAGGGAUCGGUGUGUGGAAUUUCUGGCUGUCUGGUUCCGGCAUUUCAUCAACAACAACUGCCAUGAUGGUAACCAUUUCACUGCUCAUUGUAUGAUGGUUGAACUGUGCCAUCUGAUUGGUCUGUGUGCUGGAGAGAUGUCCCCAGGAGCUGUGAGGGGAGGCAAUCUGCUUCUAGGGGUGGUGACAGAUAUGGAGUUGUAUACCCUUGUGGGGGAAGAGACCACCAACACAGCACAGCUACAGUUCUUCAGACAGAUGGUUGAUAUACUGCUGGAGUGUCCUGAUAGUCAGAGGUACAGCAGUGACUGGUAUGGAUGUUUUUCCCAGUUGUUACGACUAGACCAUCACAUCCUGGAGCCCCGCUUGGUAGUGCUACUCACACAUGGGUGGAUACAAGCUCAGGUAGAAGCAGGCAGUUUGGAAGCCCAGGACCAGUUGUUGUCUGAACUGGUAAAGAGGUACAGCAAGUUACGACAUGUGUCAAAACUUCUGGGGAAAAUACUAGCGGCCUUGAAACUUGCUCCAGGAGACAGGCUGUUACCCUUGCCCUCAGUAUUCUCAAAAUGUUUUGGAGAGGUCAUCCAGGCUCUCCCGCAGACAGUGAUGCUGGAGCUGUGGACCAUGCUAACAGACCAUCUGUCCGAGCUCCCCCAUGGUGGACACUUCCCAGGGGCCUGUGCAAUGUACAAUCUCUUCCUACUUAAUGUCAAGGUCGCAGACUACACUGUCACUGAUAUGACCUUGACUUCUGUGUAUGAUCACAUAGUUAUAUUGGAGACAAGGAUUUUAUCUCCCAUUUUGGGCGAGAUAUUGAAAUCAGAGUUGAAUCCAGUUGACACCACAUCAGUUCUGCUCCUGUGUCACGGAUUGGGAGAGGUGUGCCUGCUGCUCUCCUUCUACAAAACAUUCAGAGCCAGUAACUUCCAAACCACAACCACAGUUUCCCAUGCAGGUGACCUCAGCUUUGUACACAGCUACUUCAGCUGUUCCGACUGGAAGAAACUGUAUAAAAAAGUGAAAAAGCUGCACGAUCCACAACAUCGGUACCUUUGGGAUAUGUUGACCGUUCAGCGUGUGCGGGCUCUGCUGCUCCACUUGGGAACUACAGACUGGUCGGUGGUCACUGAUAUAAUUUCAUCCAUGGUUUCAUUCUCCGAAGCUUUCACUCUGGGCAGCAGACAGUGUACAUGGACUGGCACCCUGUGGCAAGUGACUGGAGACAACCUUGAUCUUGCCUGUUGGGACCUGUUGCUAGGUAACCUGGUUGCUAUGGAGACUGUGUUGUCGCAGGAACAGAGGAGAAAAGUGGCCGAACAUAUAGUCCAGGCUCUCCUUAACAAAGCAGAACACACAGAAUGCAAUUAUAAAACACCUAAAAGUGUAACCCAGGCUGUCCUGGAUUCAGGCGUGUUCUUUGAGACAGGAGAACUGCUUACAGAGAUAGUCACCCAACUCUGGAAGCAUGGAACUGGCACAUUGACACACAGCAGUCCGAAAAAACAUAAGAGAGCAAAGCUGGGUGGUGUACUGACCAGUUUGAGCGAACUGCUGACAGUCAUCGGUGACCAAGAGACACCUUGGCACAGGGACAUGAAUAAUGAGAGCCUGUUGCGGCUCCAGGAGUCUGCAGGCCACCUACAGCAGCUGAUGUCAGACACCGGUCAGUCUCUACCUGACAUGGACUGGACACCUUGGAUCAACAUUGGACAGAUACUGUAUCAUUUUCCAUUGGUUGAGCUGUGGCCAUGUGACCAGUUGAGGGUGCUGAUUGGUGUCCUGGCUGGGCUCUCCAUUGCUGUUAGCAAGGGUGAGGAAAGCGUGUGCAAGCUGUACCUUGAGCUGGGUACCAGGAUGUUGUCGAGCUGUGGCCGGCUCCCAAUCUUCCAGCUACUGCAUGUGCCAACCUUCCUCACCUGGAUGCUGGAACUCGUCAACAACACUGCACAGAAGCCGGACAUGUUGCAAUACAUGCUGCUGGCAGAGGUGUCAUGUCAGGCCCUGGUUGGAGACUACACAGUGCUGGAGAAGUUGACACCCCAUCUCACACAGUUGGUCGUAGAAGUUAAAACGGGAAAAACAGGAAAGCCAGGGGCCCUGACAUUGACUUUUUUCCUGCUGCAGGAGAUUUCAAGGCUGUGGAAUCGUCCAUACCUGAAUGACAGUCUGAAGUCUGCCUGUGAGGAGAUGUACGUGUUAAUGGCAAGACCUGUAUUAAAACUGGCCUCCAGUGUGAAAGAUUGCACAUACUCUCAUCACGAGUCCCUGCUGGUCCGAUCUUGCACUGCUGUGCUCACCUGUGCACAUAAAGAUACUAAAAUAAAAGAGAAUCUGUACAAAACUAUGCCAGCCAUCUUGAAGUGGUGCCACAAAGUUAUUGAUAACAGUCAUGAGAAUGGAAAUGUGCAUGGCCGACUGGCUGCCCUAUGGUUCCUGCAGACCUCAGCCCGGUACCACACCCUCCAUGCAUCUGUUCUCACCAUGGAAACCAAACUGGCACUAUGGCAACACUUGGUACAGGUGGUCAGGCAGGCCCUGAAUACACAAACACCAGACAAGCAACCACCAUUAUGUAUUGAGAAUAGCAGUGAACACAGUAGUAGCCUGAAGAAGACAGAUGCAACUGAGUAUGGGACUGGACAUUUGAGAGAUUCUAGAAAAAGUAGAAAGAGAAAACAUACAUCUGUUUCAGAAGAAAAUGAGAUGGAUACCUCUAGCUCAAAAGACAAUGGCACAUCUGAUAUAAUAAACCAAGUUAGGGCCAUUUUACAAUGUAAAGAUGACAUUACAGGGAGCGAAGCUAGAGAUAUAGGUAUCUGUACAGAACCAGACAAGCUGGCUACCAGUGAAGCCAUUGAGCCACUGGACUUCAGGAUACUGGUGUACAAGGGUCAUCUACUGGAGAAUGGCGACCUUCUGGUGCUGCAACAGACACAAACUGUCAUGGCUGCCAUCCUGGUUGCCCUCAACAUCGACCAGUUUCAAGAUGUGCUCAGACAGCUGGAACAUGACAUGCACCCAAGCACUCUGCAGUCAGAUCGGGGUAAAGUGAGUUCAUCCCUGUUCAUCUGGAGAAGUCUGUUAAAGCUGGAGUUUACACAAGAGCAGACCAAAGUGGUUAGGAAAGUGGCAAAAGAUCUAAUGUUGAACUGGCAGUGUAUUGUUGAGCGACUGCAGGGCUGGGAUGACCGAUCGGUUUGUCAUGGAGAUCACAGUGCCUCUUCUUCAGGCACAGCAACAAUUGCUGCUUCUGGGCAAGAAGUUCCUGCCAAGCCAGACAGUGAUGUUGGCCAUGCACAGCUGUGUAUUCACCCCGCUAGAAGGCAGCACCUACCUGCCAGCCUUUCAUGCAGUCUGUAACCUGCUUAAUGCCCUCCUCGUGCACCACACAGAAACAGUCUUCCAGAAUGUACCAACGUUCAUAGCCUGUGCUAAACGCCUGCUGCUGUCUGUUGUGGAGCACUCCGACCAGGACCAGGUAUCGGGAAAGCCGGACGUCAUUGACAGUCUCCUAGCUUGUGCUUA
Messenger RNA from Mya arenaria, 4363 nucleotides. Its product is annotated as unhealthy ribosome biogenesis protein 2 homolog. The transcript is spliced from 28 exons. The record is from RefSeq and is a predicted model, not a curated record. The coding region runs from base 23 to 4198 and encodes 1391 amino acids. Lineage: Eukaryota; Metazoa; Mollusca; Bivalvia; Myida; Myidae.